Anthostomella pinea is the source of this 1350-nucleotide messenger RNA. The record is from the annotation of a GenBank genome assembly. NCBI's taxonomy places the organism in Eukaryota, Fungi, Ascomycota, Sordariomycetes, Xylariales, Xylariaceae.
AUGCGCCUCCUAUCAUCGUCAGCCCUCGCCUUUGGCCUCGCAGCCACAGCCCAAGUUGCCGACGCCCAGCCGCAAUUCCUUGUCAGCGAAUUGAGCUUUGGGUACACGGGGAGAAUCAAUGACCGCGGCGAGGCCACCGUUCCGGGCUUCUCCAUACAAGGCACGCCAGAUGUUCCCGAAGUUCUCUCCAACAAAUUAAUACUCACACCUCCCGCGCCCGGCAACACACGUGGCGCAGUAUGGGCUGACCAACCCAACAAAUACUCCAAAUGGGUUGCCGAUGUCGACUUCAGGGCCAAUGGUCCCGAGAGGGGGAGCGGCAACCUCAACAUAUGGCUGGCAAGGCGGGGAAACCAGGAGAUCGGGUCUUCGAGCAUAUACACGGUCAAUCGCUUCGACGGGCUGGCCCUCGUCAUUGACCAGCAGGGGGGCUCGGGUGGCAUGAUUCGAGGCUUCUUGAACGACGGCACCGUCGACUUCAAGACCCAGCAGAGCGUCGACAGCCUGGCCUUCGGACACUGCAACUAUGCCUACCGCAAUCUGGGGCGCCCCUCGCAGAUCAAGCUGUCGCAGACCGCCACGGUCUUCAAGGUCGAGAUCGACAGUCGCCUGUGUUUCGAGAGCGACAAGAUCACCCUGCCUCCGGGGUACCACUUCGGCAUCACAGCUGCCGCCGCCGACAAUCCCGACUCUUUCGAGAUCUUCAAGAUGGUGACCAUGACGGAAAACUUGGACGCGAAGCAGGAUGGACCCCCGCAGACGCAACAACAGCAGCAGUCAGGACAGGACCAGGCGCAGGCACAGUUCAGCUACGGCGGCAACACGCAGAACAGCCCCCGAGCCGCCGACAACGUAGACGAUGAGAUCCCCGAUAUGUCUCCCGAUUCCAUCACGAGCUCCAAGUCGCAAUUUGCCGAUCUGCACAACCGCCUGCAGAGCGUGAACCACCACCUGUCAACCAUCUUCCGCCAAGUCGCGAGCGCCAACUCCCUCGGCGAAAAGCGGCACGACGAGACGGCCAAGACGGUAGACGAGAUCAAGCAGCUCUUGUCGCGGCUAGACAGGCUCGACAAGCUCGACAAGCUCGACUCGCUCCAGAAAGACAUCACCAAUCUGCAGCGCGACCUCAAGGACAUGAAGCGCGACGUGAACAACAAGGUCAGGGACUCGGAGAAUGCCCUCAAGAACUUCCUGGGCUCGAACCACGGCACCAUGCUGGAGCACGUGGCCGUCUCGGCGUCGCCACGGCUUGGGCGCAUCAUCUUUGUCAUCAUCGGGAGCCAAAUAGUACUGGUGGCCGGCUAUGUCUACUACGAGCGGAAGAAGACGCUCCCGAAGAAGUAUCUAUAG